Meira miltonrushii is the source of this 2499-nucleotide messenger RNA. RefSeq lists its product as uncharacterized. Gene Ontology annotation, molecular function: UDP-N-acetylglucosamine-lysosomal-enzyme N-acetylglucosaminephosphotransferase activity; calcium ion binding. Bases 1 to 2499 code for a protein of 832 amino acids. The transcript has a single exon. Lineage: Eukaryota; Fungi; Basidiomycota; Exobasidiomycetes; Exobasidiales; Brachybasidiaceae. Gene Ontology annotation, cellular component: Golgi apparatus. Gene Ontology annotation, biological process: N-glycan processing to lysosome; carbohydrate phosphorylation. The record is from RefSeq and is a predicted model, not a curated record.
AUGUCUUUACCAUUCAUGCAAGAAUUGAAUCAACAACAAUGGGGAACAGAAUUAUCAAGAGGACAUUAUUCAAGGCUAUCAACGCGAUCAGAGAUUAUAUUCCCAUACGAUGAUACUUAUCAUGAUGAUUCACAGAAUACCGAUAAUAUUCCUCUAAUCGAAAAAGAAUAUCAACUUCUUGAUGGAUUCAAAAGAGGUUGGCCAUCCGUUUUACCCUAUUCAUGGCAAGAUACAAAAAAAGCAGGCAACCGUACUAGGAAGGUGAUACUAUUCUGUUUUGCUUUGACAAUCUUUACAGCUUCCGCAUUGACUGCCUAUCGCCUUACCAUACGUUCCUAUGACACUCUUCUUGAAUACACCACCAUCCCACCCUUUGCAUUUGGUCCAAGAGUGCCCAACGCAACAUGUUGCAGCAGUACACCAGAGUACUUACCAUACACUCUCGAUGCUAUCCAAGCCCAUCAACCAUUCUUGGACGAUGAAGUGUUAGAAGAAUGGGUGGCGAAUGGCAAGCUACUUUCAAGAGCAGACUUUUCCAAACAUAUCCGCAUAGAUGGUGUAACGACAUGGGUGAAUGGAUCAGAUACACGUCAUCAUGCAAAUAGGAUUUUGUUCAGUGAAGAUCAACAACGGAUAAAUGAAGAAAAUAUGACAACAAAAGAUGAUAAAACCGUUCAAGAUUUAAAGAAAGAGAUCGAUUUUGAACAUGGGUCACGCAUUCAAAAUUCGGAAAAUCGGUUUCGUGAUUUGAACGAGUUGCAGUUCAGCGUCCGUUCUGCUCGUCAAAGUUUACGACAUCAUUUAGGCACCCAUCAUAUCGUUUCAACAGAUUUCUGGAGAGGCGAAGAGCCAAGUGCAGGGGUGCAAGAUGAUCACUUUGGUCAUCAUCGCGGUCAAAUACCACAAUGGUUGAAUGUCGAUUCACCUUUGGUCGCUUUGGCAGAUUCAAACAGUACAACUUUACCCGCUAUUCGAUUACAUCAUGAUUCACAAAUAUUCGUACCUUUCAACAAAGAUAUCGAUGCAGAACAAUGGCGUGAUCAAAGGUUACCAACGUUCAAUUCAAUGGCAGUCGAAGCUGUUUUAGGAAUCAACAUGAAAGGAUUAUCUCAAACGUACUUUUUAGCAUCUGACGAUAUGUUCACAACACACGCAAUGACAACGGCAGAUUUCUAUACACCUCUUUAUGGACCUUCGAUGCAAAUUCAAACGGACAUGUACGUUCGUGGAAUUGCAAGUGCGGGUGCAGUGAAUGAGAUUGCAAGUAUGCAGUAUAGUGUCAUGCGUUUAACUGAACGAUUUGGAACACCAGGAUUUAGUUAUUCGGCACAUAUUCACAAAAGUAUCGUUCAACCUUUGAUGUUGGAAAGCAGGAUGAUUUGGAGAGAACAUUUCGAAAAGGCAUCAGCAAGAAGAUUCCGAGGUGAUAAUUUGAUGAUGAAUAGUCAUACGAUAACGUAUGCUAUGAUCAUCGAACGUCAUCGUGAAGCGCUUUUAUGGUCUUUCUUGGUGGCCAGAAUUGAUAAAGACGGAGAUGGAAUGCUGAACGAUCAAGAACUUGCUCGAGCACUUGAAGAGAUGGGUGCAAACAAUAUCACUUCUAACAUUCCAGUUCGAUUGCCCAAACGGAUUACGACUCAUAAGAGUUAUCAAAAUGGAAAUUUGAACAAAGCCAAGUUCCCUUCACCCAAAGCAUCGAGGCCACUGUUUUCCUCUUUUGAUGGUUAUGCAUAUGCAGAACCGGAUAACUUGUUCCGUCAACGAACGCUGAAAGGAUUGUUCCAAAUGCCACUUUCCCUAUUGCCUCCUUCUAUUUCCGAAAGUGAUGACAAAGCUCAACAAGAAAAGAUUUUUAGCGUUGACUUCUGUCAAAUUGAACUUUCAGUUUGUUGGCCAAGAGAUGAUCGUGCUGAAUUGAUCAAAUCAACAAAUGCAAUCUUUAAAAGGUUCGCAUUCGAUUAUAGAGGAUGCGGUGAUUGUUUGAUCACUCAUUUGGUCGGAAAGAGUGGAGAGAAAGGAAUGAAAGCUUUCUUGCCUGACAAAGAACAAGAAUUCCCGCAAAGUGCAAUUAUCGCAUCAAAGGAGGCAAAAAGGCAUGAUCGUUCAACUGAUGCCUAUCAUUUACCAUUGGGCGCGUUUCAUCAAUCGAUAGACUUUUCAUUGGAUGAAAUAGCAAUCGAAAAUGGUUUAGGAUUAUCACCAUCUCUCGUUUUACCUGCACAACCCAAUUUACGCAAAUUUGCCAUGCAUUUGAUCAUGCGUUAUUCCUAUACGAUUGUAAUUUCUACCGGAUCAUUUGAAAUGCUCAAAACGCCAACGACAGCAAGGCUAGCAUUGGAAAAGGUAAAGAAAAAGAUCAAGAUGGGAAUGGCAUAUCUUUGUUUAAACGACGAUAUAACGGUUGCUUCUCAUCGUGUAAAGAUGGAAAUGGAUAAAUUCUUUCAAGAUGUUUGGCCAAACAAUCGAUCCGGAUUACCGUUUGAAUUGAUGAAUCAAUGA